ACACUCGUGAGAUUUUAAUCACACAGUUUCAUCAUGCCUGAACCCGCUAAAGCUGCGCCCAAGAAGGGCUCGAAGAAAGCCGUAACGAAGACCGCCGGUAAAGGAGGAAAGAAGCGCAAGAGGACCAGGAAGGAGAGCUACGCCAUCUACGUGUACAAAGUGCUGAAGCAGGUCCAUCCUGACACCGGCAUCUCCUCCAAGGCCAUGGGCAUCAUGAACUCGUUCGUCAACGACAUCUUCGAGCGCAUCGCCGGUGAGGCUUCUCGUCUCGCCCACUACAACAAGCGCUCCACCAUCACCUCCAGAGAGAUCCAGACCGCCGUGCGGCUGCUGCUGCCCGGAGAGUUGGCCAAACACGCCGUGUCCGAGGGCACCAAGGCCGUCACCAAAUACACCAGCUCAAAGUAGAGCUCUCACUGAUACCAACACAAAGGCUCUUUUAAGAGCCACCCAAAUAUUUCGUGUAAAGGGCUUUUGUUCACAAUAAUCAACGAUGUAACACUGGUUAAUUUUAGUGUUGAGUUCUACUGAACUAAUAUUAACUGACUAGUAUUUAAUCUCAUUUGGUUCCAAACCUGUUUUAAUUUUUAUUGUGAGCUAAUGUUUUAUUAGAACUUUGUUUCCAGGUUAAAUAAAUAAAAAGGUAAUUGAAGAAGAGUAAAUUAUCAGACUGAACUGCAACGCUUUAUUAAAAUGCCUCGGUGCAUAUAAAAUAGUAAAUAAUAGUGAAAAUAAAUCGUAAAUUAUCAGCAGAUUUAUUCCGCAUUUUAGCUUUUUAUUGCAACAAUUAGCAUUAUCUCCCAUUGUAUCUACCCAGAUCUAGUAGUUUUUAACUAUGUAUUAAAUCAUUGCAAAUUUCAGGCCAAGUAACCCCCGAUCUGAUCAAAGGUUAUGGAUAGGCGUCCUGCAUUUGGUCUACAUGUCAAGAACAGGUUUGCAGAAUCUUCAGUCUUCCAGCAUUAAAGCUAUCAAAUUGUAAAAGCGUCAGUCUUACACUUGACAUGUUAUUAUAUAUGUAAAUAUAGACAUCACCAAUAUGCUAUAAAAUUGCAGGUUACUGAUGUCUCCUGUAUAUCAAAUAACUUCCGAUUGUAAUGCAAUGUGCCCCUUAUGAAAAAGCUUCUUUGAAACAAUAAAAAAGCGACAUACAAAUAAACUGGAAUUGAAUAUGAAUAUCUUUACUUUUUAACAAAAGCAACAUGUAAAUGAGGAUAAUAAUGUCAUUUAUAUAAUCGAUGCUUUCUAACCUUUAAUUUAAAACAAACGUCAAGGACAGUAAAAUGAAUGAUUAGUAAUUGUGAGACGUUGACAAACAGAUUAUGAAACAAUAUUUAUUAUACUCUUCUUCAUACAUACAUCAGCUUUUCUUACAAAACAAUAUUAGAUUUAUCUUUAGAUGAAAAACACAGCAACAUUUAGCAGAGAAUAAAGAGAAAAGU
Danio rerio (zebrafish) is the source of this 1439-nucleotide messenger RNA. Its product is annotated as zgc:173587. The record is from RefSeq and is marked predicted. Lineage: Eukaryota; Metazoa; Chordata; Actinopteri; Cypriniformes; Danionidae. Gene Ontology annotation, cellular component: nucleosome; chromosome; nucleus. Gene Ontology annotation, molecular function: protein heterodimerization activity; DNA binding; structural constituent of chromatin.